Messenger RNA from Thrips palmi, 3203 nucleotides. It is a transcript of the gene Bap111, whose product is annotated as basic proline-rich protein. Bases 172 to 2790 code for a protein of 872 amino acids. Gene Ontology annotation, biological process: negative regulation of DNA-templated transcription. The record is from RefSeq and is a predicted model, not a curated record. The transcript is spliced from 15 exons. Lineage: Eukaryota; Metazoa; Arthropoda; Insecta; Thysanoptera; Thripidae. Gene Ontology annotation, molecular function: nucleosomal DNA binding; nuclear receptor binding. Gene Ontology annotation, cellular component: SWI/SNF complex.
UUCGAUAUCGAAGUUCGAUAGCCGCCGGGAAGCCGCCGCUAAGCUGUGAUGGCGGACGUGUGAUCCCUGCGUUACUUCCAAAUAUUUGUUAUUUAGUUGAGAGUUUCGCCGUAUUUAACAUAAACGCCAUACAUUUACGAUCUUUGUAAACCUAUUGUAACCAUCACUGCAAUGGCUCUACCAAGUAACUACAAGAGCCUGGCCUUGACGAGCCCUGCGUUGGGGUCAAACCAGAUGCAGUCUCCCGGUGCCCCUAUGACAUUCAACAUUUUGAAAGAGCGUCUCAGGGCUUCAGGAGGUGGCAUGCUUCCAGGCAUGAUCCAGAAAGACAACUCUAUUCACCAAGAUCCAUUUGUACGUUCUCCUCAUGGCCAUCCCAACUUCAAUCCGCAGAAGAUUUCAAAGGUUGCAGUGGGUGGUGGAGGCUGGACUGGACUGGGAGACAAUCGCAUGCCUAAGGCUCCAAAACCUCCAGAAAAACCUCUUAUGCCUUAUAUGAGAUACAGUCGCAAGGUAUGGGACUCAGUGAAAGCCAGCAACCCUGAUCACAAACUCUGGGAAAUCGGUAAAAUUAUUGGUCAGAUGUGGCGUGAUCUUCCAGAUGCCAAUAAAGCUGAAUAUAUUGAAGAAUACGAAGCAGAAAAGCUGGAACAUGAGAAAUGCAUGAAAGCAUAUCACAAUUCUCCAGCCUAUUUGGCUUACCUUUCUGCUAAAUCUCGUGGGAAGCCUGUUCAAGUGGAUGUGGACAGGGAGAAUGACCGGCCAGGGAGCAUGAGUAGCAGCAAGCAAGCAGACCGCCGAAUUGACAUUCAACCUGCUGAAGAUGAAGAUGAUUUAGAUGAUGGUUACUCGGUGAAACAUGUAGCUUUUGCUCGUUAUUUACGUAACCACAGACUUAUCAAUGAAAUAUUCUCUGAUUCUGUUGUACCUGAUGUGAGAUCUGUUGUUACAACUACUCGAAUGCAAGUAUUGAAGAGACAAGUAGUGUCUCUUUCAAUGCAUCAGAAAAAGCUUGAAGCAGAACUGCAGCAAAUUGAAGAAAAGUUUGAAUCCAAGAAAAGGAAAUUCACUGAAAGUAGUGAGGUUUUCCAAGAAGAACUGAAAAAGCACUGCCAGCGUGCUGUUGAUGAAGAAACAUUCAACCGAAUGGUUGAGAAACAGAUUGAUCUCCUUCGGAAAGAGCGCAUGAAACCAGAGGAACCUCCUAAGCCUGCACAAAAUGGACAAGCAACACCCAACGGCACAGAAGCAAGCAGUGACAGCAGGCCUGCUGGAGAGGAAAGUGGUGAUGGUCAACAGAAUGCAGUUGAGCCUGUUGUGCAAAGUACUGAAGACAACCAGUCCCAACAAGAGCCUAUGGAGACGGACCCGCCAGCCACGACCGAACCAGCAGCAGAGGCCGCUGCGCCAUCAGUCGAGGCUGCCGCCGCUCCAGCCGUCGUCGCCAGUGCUGCUGAGCCUGCAGCUGAGCCUGCAGCUGAGCCCGCCGCUGAAGCGGCCGCCGAGGUCAAGUCGGAGUCCGAGCCCAGCACGGAGGCGACGCCACCGCCCGCCCCCGUCGUCACGCCGGCCGCGCCCGCCGCGCCCGCCCCCAGUGGCGAGGUGCCGUCCACGGAAGCAGCACCCCCGGCGGAGGUGGCAGCAGGGGCAGCAGCGGCGGAGGCACCCCCGAGUGAGCCCCAGCCGGCCCCGGUCGUCAAGGAGGAGACGCAGGGCGACGUCGCGAUGAAGGUGGAGGAGCCGGCAGCGGAGGCGGCGCCUGCAGCACCUGCAGAACCGACAGAAGCGGCGCCAGACACGGCAGCUGCACCACCCGUGGCCGCGGACUCUCAAGUCACCGCGUCUCCACCAGCCGCACCCCAGCCCGCGGAGGUGCCUCAGCCCCAGCCCGCAGAGCCUGCGACUGAAGCCCAGGUGAACGGCGCGGCCACGGCAGCUGCGCCCCUGCCCGCUCCAAGCACUGAACACACACCAGCCCCCGCUCCCGUCACCGCAGUCGCGCCACCAGCGCCUGCACCGGUCAUGCCGGCCCCGGUGGCACCACCUGUUGCUGCCGGCGUGCCGCCCGUCAUGCCCCCCAUGGGGGCCUACCCCCAUCACCCCCAUCAUCCCCACCACCCAGCAUACCCUCCUAGCCACGGCAUGAUGCCACCCCAGGGACCUCCCGCAGGGUACCCGCCCCAGCCGUACGCCCCGUACCCUGGAGCACCACCUUCGCGCCCUCCAGUCCAUGCGUACCCACCGGCUGCAGGCUACCCACCCCAGCAGGCAUAUCACCAGUACCCGCCUCAGUACCCCCCUCAUCCGUACUACCACCAAGGGUAUGCUCCCGGCCCGCCUGGUCCACAGUACCCGCCGCACGGCCCACCUAUGGGCGGCCCACCUAUGGGCGGCCCACCUAUGGGCGGCCCACCAGGCAGACCUCACUACCCCCACGCCCCCCACAUGGACGCAGCGCACCCGGGAAUGGAGGGUGUGAUGCCUCCGAACCCCUACGCUCCCAUGCCUACUGGCCAUCCGGGUCCUGCAGGGCCUGGUGCGGAGGCGGUGGGCCCCCCUCCCGCCAUCCAUCAUCCCCCCGCACCGGAGCCCCCUGCAGUGGGCCCUGUGGUGCCACCCGCAGCACCAUCUGUGCCUGAAGAUGCCAAAGCAGUCCCUGCUCCAGAGGAGUCCAACAGGGCAAGUGAUGCUCCCCCAGCAGCUGUUCCUGCACCUGCGGAGACUGCUACUACUGCAGAAACAGGGGCAGAAGGAGCAGCAAGUGCGCCUAGUGAAGAGAAGACGGAGUAAAUUAUCAACUCAUAGGGAUCUCAUAAUUUUUUUUCUUUUAAAUAUAAAUUUGACUAAAAUAUCUGUUUGUCUUCAUAUUGAAGUCAUAUUGCUUGCAGUAUUUGUAAAUUUAGUUUGGUCAGAAAUUAGUCUCUGCUCGGGCUAAAGGUUUCAUGUGGGCUAGUUCAUAUGUAAGUGAACUUUUUAAGAAUUUGUUUCAGCUGUAUCUGUUUUUAAAUCAGUCUUAAAAAAGUAGACCAAGAUCACUCCUGAUGAAAUGUGGGAGCAAACCAAGCAAACAAAUUAUCCUUCACAUGUCUUAAUAUAUUUUAAGCAAACUUGACAUUGGUCUGUAAAUUAAGAUCUUCACGUGUUUUUGUACCUGUGGAUGUGGAUAGUGUAAAUUACAGAAUAAUAAUAAUAAUAAUAAUAAU